Messenger RNA from Tachyglossus aculeatus (Australian echidna), 3057 nucleotides. It is a transcript of the gene CTDSPL, whose product is annotated as CTD small phosphatase like. The record is from RefSeq and is a predicted model, not a curated record. The transcript has 8 exons. Gene Ontology annotation, molecular function: RNA polymerase II CTD heptapeptide repeat phosphatase activity. The coding region runs from base 143 to 973 and encodes 276 amino acids. NCBI's taxonomy places the organism in Eukaryota, Metazoa, Chordata, Mammalia, Monotremata, Tachyglossidae.
GCGGCGGCGGCGUCUCCUCCUCCUCCUCCUCGGGCCCGGGCAGGCAGCCGCCCCUCGGGGGCUUGCAGGAGGGCGGCCCCCCCCCAGCGACCCCGGCCCCCCGGAGCCCCCGGGCCCGCGGCCGCCGCGCCCGGCCGGGCCCAUGGACACCCCGUCCGUUAUCACCCAGGUGACCAACCCCAAGGAGGACGAGGCCCUGCCCCCCGGAGCCCCCGAGAAAGUGCCCCAAUGCAGCAUCAGCUCGAAGAAGCAGCGGCGACGAAGUAUCUUCAGUUCCUUAUUCUGCUGUUUCCGCCACUACCACGCCGAAACCCCCGCAGCCCACAAUGCCAAUGUGCUGCCCCCGCUGGUGGAGGAGAAUGGAGGCCUGCAGAAGAGAGAUCGGAUGCAGGUCAUCCCCAUCCCCAGCCCGCCAGCUAAUUUCCUGCUCCCUGAGCUGACGCUGCCAGACUACGGGAAGAAGUGUGUGGUCAUUGACUUAGACGAGACACUAGUGCACAGCUCUUUCAAGCCCAUCAGCAAUGCCGACUUCAUCGUACCGGUGGAGAUUGACGGCACAGUCCAUCAGGUAUACGUGCUCAAGCGGCCCCAUGUGGACGAGUUUCUCCAGAGGAUGGGACAGCUGUUUGAGUGUGUGCUCUUCACCGCCAGUCUGGCUAAGUACGCCGACCCGGUGGCUGACCUGCUGGACCGCUGGGGGGUGUUCCGGGCCCGCCUCUUCCGGGAGUCCUGUGUCUUCCACCGGGGGAACUACGUCAAGGACCUGAGCCGCCUGGGGCGGGAGCUGAACAAAGUGAUCAUCGUCGACAACUCGCCUGCAUCUUACAUCUUCCACCCUGAGAACGCAGUCCCUGUGCAAUCGUGGUUUGACGACAUGACGGACACAGAGCUGCUGGACCUCCUCCCCUUCUUCGAGGGGCUGAGCCGGGAGGAGGAGGUAUAUGGGACCCUGCACAAGCUGGGCGGCAGGUAGCUCGUUGCCGCCGUUGCCAACACCCUCUCCCCCCAGCCCGUGCCAACACCUCUGCCCUCUGGGGCCACUGGGUUGAAGACAGAGUUCUCUCUCUCCCGGAGGGACUCUUGGAAUGGAUGGGACGCAUCUGCCAAGCGGACACCUCGCACCAUCCCAGGCCCGCCUCCUCCCGCGGGAAAGGCCAGGCUAAGCGGUGGCAUGUGCGUGUGUCCGAGAGGGGCCACGCCUGUUCCCCCCGUCCCCACUACGCAGACGUUUUUAACCUUGCCCCACCUGCGCUUAGAGCAGUUGACCUGUCUCUGGACUCUUUUCCUACCAAAUGAAGUGCCUUUUUGAAUGUUAUUUUAAGAUAAAAGUUCAUUUUUGUACACUGCAUCUUUCCAGGCAUCUCUUAGUCUUUGUUGUGCAGAUGCUCAAAAAAGGAGGAAAGGGGAAUUCUGCAGAGCCCUGAGAUGGCUGGGAAGGGAAGCCAAUACUUGUGUCCAAAAGCCAAGAUCUGGAAGCGGGGAGUCCCCAUGGCAGGUGAUGGCGGCUCCUGGUUUGGCCCUCCUCCCUGCUCCAGCCCGACACAGGCCCGGGCUGGGCCUGUGACCAUCGGUGCCCUUUGAUACGGGCGGGAUCGAUCAGACAAUGGUAUUUCUUGAGCACUUGCUGUGUGUGGAGCACUGGACUAAGUGCUUGGGUGAGUAAUUCAGUAGUGUUGGUAGAAACGAUCCCUGCCUUUAAGGAGCUGACAGGGACGGAGGCAGGUUGGUCUCCUACCCCUAGCCUUCCCCCAGAGAAAGGGGUUUGCACGUGCCUACUCAAGCCCCCUGCCCGGGCGCCAGCACUUGAGCGCCCUGUGACUGGGGUGGGGGGCCAGGGACACACAAUCUAGUCACUGAUGAGAAAGUCUGUCCAAUCAAAAACCUUCUGGGUAGCCAGGCCCACUGGGCCCCAAGGUUAGGUCUUAUGGGCAGGCAGAAUCCCCAAACGCCCAUGCUCCCUGUGACUGCCAUUGCCGGUUAAGGGGCAGGAUCAUGACGGGUCACAGGGCCGUGGGAGUGGGGAAGGAAAUGACUCCUCUCAGUACCCUUCCCCCUUCUCUGGGGGGAGGCUGGGGAUAGGAGACCUAUCUGCCUCCACACCUAUACCCGGUGCCAUUGUGGGGAACCAUCCCUCGUCGCUGGACUCUAGGCAGGCUAGUCCAGGUAGCAUGGCCACUGCCCAGUUUGCCUCGGGUCGGCCCUCAGAAGGUGCCACCUUGGUGCCAAGAGACAUGUCCCCCGCUGGAGAUGGGGCCAUCCAGACAGCCGAGCUCGGAACCGCUGGGAAAAUGUGCUGGAAACCCGGAGCAGAGAGGCCGGCUCAGGUGGGGCACCUCCUCACCCCAAGUCCCAGUGUCUCCAGAGGAACGGAUCCAACCCCGGGCUCACCUGGCAUGACUGGGCUGAUUAAGGGCCUUGUGCCGGAAGGCUGUGGAGGCCCCCAGUGACAACAUGGCUGUCACUACCGCGAGAACCUGUGAGCACCAGAGACCAAAAGUUGUCGUUGCCUUAACCAUUUGUGGAUGAAUGUUUCUUAUCGGGUGGGGUCCCGGCAUCUCCGUGGAGGGGGUCAUCACCACCGAAGCUCCCAUGGGCGGUCAGGUGAGCUUGGGAGCACCAGGCAGCCAGAUGACCUGCUGGAAGGAUCUCGGGCAUAAGCCACCGCCUGCUGAUGAAAAGCCUGGAGCCGGCAUGCGCAAGGAGUGGAGCCGGCCUGGAUCCUGCAAGCUAGGAGCGUCUGAAGUCCCUAUGAACUACCGACAGGGAAACGCUGGGUGGGCCUCCCCAAUCUGGGAACACCAGCGUGGUCUCGCCUAUCUAGGAACAUCGGUGGGACUUCACUGGUCGGCGUGCCUUGUCCAUCCUGCCCAUCCUCACCCUUCCGAGGCCCGUCGGCGCUGAGCCGCUCUGGCUGGCCAUUGCGGCUUGUCCGCGAAUGAAGCAAUACGGCUCUCUCAGGGCCAGGAAAAUUAGUAGGAUCUUUGUAAGAAGAGAAAUGACAAUAGUGAAUACGGGUAUUUUCAUUGUAACUUUUAUUAAAUCGCUCGUUUGAAAACA